UUCUUUUGUUUCGUUGACGCCCAUAAUUGCAGUGAUCCCGCUUUCCGCAAUUUCGAAAACGUCACCACCAUCAUACAGUUAUGUCAUUCCACUUCCGUUUGGAUAUUCUUUAAAAUUUAUAUGUUGUGUCCCUUUUCGUCAUAUCUAGCACUGAGAAUUUGAUUGAUAUAGAAAAUUUUAUUGUCGCUUAAUGGGGAAGUCCAUGUACUGUGUUUAAAGUAAAUUAACUGUUUGAAAAUUAUAGUUGGUACUGUUGGUUGCCUGUGCCCGCCGGCCGAUCGCUCGACCACUGAAGGCGUGUUUUCUGGUCAGUUUGCGACGAUCUGUUAUCAGUUGGUGGUCAAGAGCUUGCAACAAUGAAUAUGAAGGAGCAGAAUCAAAAUGCGAGCAUGACGUCGCGAAUUGCCGCCUUGAAGGAAUCAUUGAAUGAGGCACUUCACAAUCCGGAAUAUCAAUGGACUCCCGUAAUGGCUUGGGCAGAAAACAAAACAGGAGUGAACAGGCUGUAUCUAUUUUUGGGCUUUGUGGUCUUUAUGGCUUUAUACUUGGUUUUUGGCUAUGCUGGCCAGCUGAUAAGUAAUGUUGUUGGAUUCAUGUAUCCUGCGUACCGAUCAAUGAAAGCACUUGAAACACCUACUAAGGAUGAUGAUGUUAAAUGGUUGACUUACUGGGUUGUGUUUGCUUUCUUCUCAACAUUUGAGUACUUUUCAGAUAUCUUGCUUUAUUGGAUCCCAUUUUAUUGGCUAUUUAAGUGUUUGUUCUACAUUUGGUGCUUUGUACCACUGGAUAGUAAUGGCUCAUUGGUUAUUUACCAUCGUCUAAUACGCCCAAGAUUUUUGCGACAUCAGCAACAAGUUGACAAUGUUCUGGAUCUUGCAGAUACAGUUAAAUCAACAGCAUAUAAAGCUGCGGGCUUAGCAACCCAAGAAUUUUUGAAAAAGGACAGUUAAAUGUGAAGAUUCAACAUUGCUCCGCAUCCCAUUACGUACUGAUCAUAGAAUUAACAUUUAAAUAGGUUCUUAUAUUGUUUUCUGAGGUGUUAAAACUGUGGUUUUUGGCAUUGCCGAAAAUGUUUACUUCUCAAUUUUUGUAAAUGUAAUAAAUCAACAUAGGAAUGGGUCUUGAAUAAUUGAUAUGUGGCUCAAUAAAGCUGAAGGAACUCGAGCAUUAAACUGACUUGAGGUCAUUUCAUGCAAUUCUAAAUUACUUUAAUAUCCCCUGAAGUAUGAGAUCGAUGUUAUAAGUUGAAGAUUAAUAAAAUUAUAUUUGAUAGGAAUAGUGAGGUGUGUUUUGCACCACUAAAAAAUCAUUUUAGGGGGAGUUAUAAAGCAGUUUCAAAUUUAAAGGUUUCAUGCUCCAAAUGUUCAAAUCUUUACAGAUGAUCAUUGUACGUUUAUUAUGAAUUAACAUGCGUACGUUAUCUGUGAUAUAUUUGUAAACAUGCAUGUAAUAGAUGGUAAGCUGAAGAUUCUGUAGUUAAUGCGUCUACUGGAGUAAAAUUUAUCUGAAAUCUUAGAAAUUAUAAAUAUUUUAUUCCACGUAAUCUGCGCUGCUUCACACUGAAGUCCCACACUAGUAGAAAAUUAUGCAAUAGCUUUAAAGUUGUCAGAUACCUCUGGAUAAAUUUAAUUGGUGACCGCAUGUCAGUCUGUUUGAGAGCUGCUGAUAGAAGGGAGUUGAUCUGAGAACAUUUUUGUAUGAACAAUAGUUUUUCUCUCUGAAAUGGCUUUGAUGUGUUCUAUUUACCACAUAAUCAACUUGGGCAUUUUGAUUCUUUGUCAAUAGUGUGAUGCAUUAGUGUGUAUCUUAUUGUAUCUUAAUGUUUAACUUCUUAAGAAACCCACCUACAUUUUCCCUUUCAGUUAAUUGUUAAAAUUUUUGUUUCUAUGGUUAAUGUAGGUUCAAUGAUAAUUGGAAAUAAAUUUUACCAAGUGGAGAAAAAGUUGAUGAUUAGGUUAUUUCUCUUAGAUCUUGUUAAGUUCAAGUUGAAGUUACUUUUUAUUUAGAUGUUUUGUAUUUGCUCAUUUUUUUUCUUUUUGCAAUCGAUAAUUUGUACAUAGGAAUGUUCCAAUUGUUUUUACUUCAAUAUUGUUAAAUACAAUUUUAGAAUGUUUAAGAAUUAAUAUUUUUUGUACUGUUCCAUUGAAUUAAAACAAAAUCACAGCACAAGUAAAAUUUAUUAAAAGAUUAUUAAAGUUGAAAUAAUAAAUUAUCAGUAAUUAGUAAGAAAUUGGAUUGUUUAUGAUGAGUUCAAGAAAAGAAUGAAUUUGAGAACUUGAUGUUAGUGUUGGUUUGGCUAAGCUGUGGUUAUUUGCUAAAAUAAUUGAAAUUGUAAAUCCAUGAAACUGGUCCAAAAGGAAAGGGAGAAAGAAAAAAAAACUCAUAAAUGUUCAGUAUUACAUCUAUUUUAUUGUUGCAAGAUUCCAGUGUUAAUUUGUUGCAUUGUAGUUUUGGUAUUGGAACUAUUCAUGUUUUGAGAGUUGUAGUUACUGUUAUGAGUGGUGUUGAUUUGCUACUAUUCUGGUGCAUUCAGAUUUGUGAUAUUCUGAAUUGGUACAACACAUGACAUUGUAUUAAGUAUAUUUUGCCUAUAAUUUGUUUUUCUUUAGUGGAUUGAGAUAUGUACUGCUGGUAUUUUUAUAUGAGUAAUAAAUUAUUUUAAGCAGACAAAAGUUCAUUAAUGAAAUAGUGAAAACUGAUAUAUUCUACCCUAAAGAUGAACAACCCCAUGUGAAGGAAAGUUAUUAAAUAAAAAAUGCGUAAAAUUCUGGUAAUUUGUCGACGUACUUUUGACAGCUAUGUUCCUUACCCAUUUCGCGCUUACGUCGACAAAUUACUGUCUACCUUGCAAGUGACGCAAUCUUCGUAUGUGAUUGUUGUGUUUCGUUUGUUUUAUUUCUCAAGACUUGGCCAUGUGGUUUAACAAACUUUUUGUAAUUAGUCCAAUUAAUUCGAAAUUAUUGUGAAAAAAUAUUAAACAAAUAUUUUAAUUCAAUAAAAAUCAAGUUUGACAGACUUCCCAACUUAUGUAUGUUCCGUGGUAGAAUGUUCUCGUAUUCUCCCUGAAAAGGUCUACGACUUCGCGUACUACCUAUCAGGAAAAGGUGUUAUUCUGUUGUUUCUCUCCGUUGCUGCAAGUGGGUUACAACUAAAAGUUGCGGUUUUCCCCGCAUUGAUCUCAGUACUUGACAAUUGGUGUCCAAGACUGACAUAUCAAUGACUCGGGGAAAUCAAAGAGAGUUAGCUCGCCAGAAAAAUCAGAAGAAACAGAAUGAACAAAAUAAAAAGAAAGGGCAACAAGCGAAAGAUUCAAACAAAGGACUAACCUUGGAGCAGCGCAAGCAGAGAGAUGCUGAUUUGAUGCGUCAGAAACAAAUGAAGGCUCAGAAUAAAGAAAACAAUUCAUCUGCCACGUAAAGGCAAGCACAUUGACUUCUUGCAUUAUGAAUUUUGUUGUUUACUAACAAAAUGGCAGGGUCUUUUCAAUACAACAUAACUGGUGACAUGAACUAUUGUGAAAUUUGUUGGAUAGUGAAGGCAGUAGCACAUGACUUCACUAACAUCAAAGUAAAUUCCGAUUCAAAAAUUAACUGUAGCCCCCCUCCCUUUGGCCUAGAGUCUGGGGAAAGGCAAAUAAUCUGCUGUAGAUAUUGUGGCUUUCAUUGUUGAAAAAGAUGUAACAGGAUAAAUCUGAAAUAAAGUUAUUCAUUCAAAUAGGUUUUUGUUGUAAAGCACAACUAGAUUAGUAAGCUACGUGGAGAUUUUCCCUCUCCAUUACCAAACACAUUUCAUUAUGCAGGAACUGCCAUUAUUUCCUCGGUACUGAAGUGUUAUUUGUACUGGUGUUUAAAUUUUGUAAUAUUGUGUGAAUAUCUUAAUAAAUGUAUUUUAUUUGAAAUAAGACUUUUGUAUGUUUGAAGGAACUGAAGGUCAAAUUUUUCUCAAAUCCAUUGCUGUUUGCCUGUACUCCCCUUCACUGAGUGUUAUGCAUGGAUUGUUUGUGACUGGGCUAUAUUAGAAGUGACCUUCAUGUUUCCUAAUGUAUUGUGAAAGGUAAUGGCAUUCACUUUCCCUUUUAUCUUGAGCAAGAGUUUGUGUAACGUGUUAUGAAUGUUCAUUGAUUCAUAACUGUAGUGUGAAAACGUUUCUGAGCAGGAGAGAACUGACACGUGCGAGAAUGCCUAGGAUUCAGUAAAAAUACAGCACCCAGUACAAGACCACUUUAUUGCACCAUUCCCAUCUACAGUGGUUGCCUGAGCACAGCCUGACUAUUGAAUUUUUAUUUUGAAAUACAGUUGGCAAGGUUCAAGGCUCAUGUCUUGCAACAUUUACAUGUGGAAGACAGUUAUGUUGCAAGGAAACUACAAUUAUACAUAGAGAAGUUUAACUAAAAUACUUUUAAGCUGCAUAUUUAUUCAGGUAUGUCACAUGCAAUACACAAGUGAUAACUUCUUUCAAAUUUGUAAAAUGCAGGGAAAGCUUUGGAGAACUUGCAGACAAUAUAGCAAGUAGUGAAGGUGGGAGGUGAAAGGUGCAGUAAUCCUGUUUGAGGAUGGAUCGUUUGGUAAUUUGUCAAGCACUUAACAAUACUAAGAAAUGGACAGAUGGAAAAAUAUCAUAAAUGCUCACCCUUCAUCUCCCAUCUAAUUUAUCUAAUAUACCUAUAAAACUUGAAACAUGCUUCUAAUUUGUUGUAAUCACAUUAUUUAACAUUUUAAAACUUGAAUUCAACUACAUUUCACAGUCGAUAUCUGAAUCCUACAGACAUGGAUUGGAUUCCAAUAUUAUUGCCAUUAUUUUCGUAUACAUUGUUUAAGGCAAGAUGAAUUCUUAGGGAGUUAGGUUGCUAGGUGAUAACUACAUGGAACGUCUAUACAGAGCAGGCCAUAGUUAUUUGGCGAGCACCAAUGCUUUUGGGAGGAAAAUGACCAACUGAAUGAAAGAAUUCUAAACUAUUUAACUAGCAAGGAAUGUUAUGAGAAAAAUAGUGGUUUCUGAACAGUUACUAGUGAGUUUUUAAGCUUUUCAUCUUCAGAAGCAACAAAAUGAGGCAAAAGGCAUUAAGAAAUUAUGUAUUACUUAUUCUACUACAAUGUCUUAUUUUUAUAGAUAUCUUUAUGUAACAUAUGAAAUUGGUCAUUCCUUUUUAAUUAUCUGAUUUUUAUUACUAGUGAAAUGUAAUUUAUGAAAUGGACUUCUAAUUAACACUAAGGUAGAUGACACCUUUCACACUUACAUGUAGAAUUUAUUUUGCUAUUAAAAUUGAGCUAAUCCAACUUGUCUAGCCUGUAAAUGCAAUUACACAGAUCUGACAGAAAUAAAGUAAGUGUUGGAAAUACAUUCUUAGAUUGAGAAUAGUCGAGAUCAAACUCUUCCUUAAAUAACAACAAUCUCACUUUUACAGUUACAGGUUAUAUAUAGUGACAACAAUGAGACUAACAGCUUCCACAACACUUUCACUGAUGUAUUUUCAGGUAUAUAAAACUUCUAAAAACUGACAAAACUUCACAAUCCCUAAACAGAAUAGAACAACAAAUUGUAAAACACUUAAAAGAAACAACACCUACAUCAUAAAGUUGACGGAAUUAGGAGCUUUAAGCUCUAGCAAGAUCUUAUAAUGAGUAUCAUAUGCGCUAGCACAGUAACAUAAGUUCAAGCAGCCCGUUUAAUUUUAGGCUGAAUGCUACAAUAAAUUCACAAAGGUGUUCCUUAAUAUAAUAUAAAAUAUUGAUUCAACUAUAAAGCUUACUGUGGUCCUACUUAUUAAAAAACAUUCUAGUUAUGCACUGACACAGACAGGGACAUAACUUUGUCUGCCCACUUUUCUAGUUGCAACUAGAUUGAACCCUUGCUUUUAUGAAUAUAAAAUUCUCCUAUACUAUCAUUACCAUCAUAUUAAAACUAUUUGUGGCAAGAAGUGCAAGUGAAUACUGCUGAAAUUAGAGAAUGUACACUACUCUUCAUGUUCUCAGUCAAAGUCUUGUAAUGCAUUGUAGUACAUUGCAGAUAAUUAUGUACUACGACAGUUCACGUAAAAGAAAUCCAUGGGUAUGUAUAAUGAAACCCUUAACCCUUCCCCUACUCAAAACGAAACUGUAAGGCUAUUCUAUAGCUAGAGAAUGCAAAGUGGCUCAUUUUAAAAAGUGGAUGAAAUGGAAUUUACACACCAGGCCCUGUUGAAUUAGAAAGAAUCAAUUGUUCUGAAUUUCUUUUUGAUAUUAAAACGUUUAAGCUUGUUUUUUAAAUACAAUUUUUGGCUGCGGUUCUUUGGAAAAUUCCAUUCAAACUAUUUUGAAACGCAUAGAAGAUGCUAGUUUUUAACAGGUCUGGUUCACAAUUUCCAUUUCAGUCACUUAUUUGCAUGUAUUACAGGGCUACAGAUUAAGGGAGCAGAUGCUGCAGGGGGAAGAGCACUGGUGGUGUGGUAUGUGACUCUCUGAAGCCAUGUGCCCGUUGUUGCUGCUCUUGCGCCCGGUGCCGCCUUGCUCCAGAAGCAGCCUGUGGUGCAACAUUUCUCCAACAUAGACAUUGUUAAAUGCUAACCAAGGGGAUGUGGGCCACACAGACCCUGUGGGUAGAAGCUCUCCUGAGGCUCCGGAGGAGGAUGGACCGGGUCCCAUGUGGCCCCCAGGGAGGGCUUGUGGUGGCUGCUGCUGGAGCUGUUGCUGCUGCUGCUGUGUGGGUGGCGGCGGAGGAGGAGGCUGCACGUUCGGUGAUCGCCCGAUUCCCCCUCUUCGCCCUCCUGCUCCACCUGCAGCCCCACCCUCCACUCACAUCACCUGCAAAAUCUGACUGGCUUCAAAAGCGGUACCGGGCAACAGAAUAACAGGACUGGAUACAUGCCCCGAUUCCACACAGACCAUGUUGGGAAAUUCAUCAUCGCCAAAGUCUGA
Molecule: messenger RNA, 6893 nt
Organism: Gryllus bimaculatus (two-spotted cricket)
Lineage: Eukaryota; Metazoa; Arthropoda; Insecta; Orthoptera; Gryllidae
Source: the annotation of a GenBank genome assembly